AUGUCGUACGAGAAAUGCCGUCGUGGCCAACACUAUGAGAACCACGAUCCAGAGACCAAGGUCAGUAAGAUCAUCUCAGCCUAUGCGAAGAGCAACGCCGUCAGCAUCAUCGAUAUGGAUAGGUUCAGCGGCGAGGAGGUCCUAGACUGCUUGCAGGCCAUCUAUAAGGUGCAGUACAAGACCUUCGUUGCCAUCGUGACGACGCAAGUGAUUAAGCAGCAGAUAGCCCGGGGGCUCGAAAAGAUGUUCUCGCCGCUGGUCGUGGACAACGAGGACGCAGUUCGCCCUCCGCUCGCGAUUCCUCUAACGCACAAAAACAACGACCAAAUCGCUUACUUCUUCCACCCGGCCUACCCUCUGCCACACGACCUUCUCUUCACCUUACCGUGUGUUGAUCCGGCCGGCGCGAGCGCGCAACCCACGGGUCUCCACCACACCGCGCUCCUCGCUUGCCAGAUCAUCGCUAACAAUGCUUUCGAAUCGGGACAACUCUACUUUGACCGCCAAGGUGCGCAUGCCGUGUUGGAGCGUAUCCCAGCACGUGCGGUCUUGUGGCCGGGGGAGUAUUUCUUCGUCGUGAACUCCGACCACGGAUCCCUCGGCCGCCACGACGCGACGCUGCGCGCGCUGACGAACUACGGUUGUGGCCUCACCAACGCCCAUAUUGUGCCGGAGGAAGAAGGCGAAUGGUUUACGCAGAAUAGCAUGUCGCGGUACGGUGUGGAUAUGCGCGACCCUAAGUUUGUUCCGGUUGGCUCGGACGCCUCGUCUUCCACUACGAACCCGGCGUAUGUCCCGCGCGUCUUCGGGACCAAUAUGGGAGAGUUCUCCGGCCUGUACCAUAACACGCAUUUUCAGUGCCUCGAUAACACUAACCGCGAGUUCAUCUCUUCCCGUCUCGCCUGGACUGUCUUAAUGCUUAUGAAGCCGUUCGUACUCAUGGACAUACAGCGGUCUAUUAUACGGUGUCAGAGCAACCAGGGAGCCGGCGUCGAAUGGAAAGUCGAAGACUUGUCGGGUCCUACGCUGUCGAGCCUCUACGGGGGCGGGGGAUUGCGGAGUGUCAGCCCCAAAAAGCGAAGCCGGCAGCAUGUGGAGGAUUGCAGCAACGUCGCCGACUCGGACGAAUGGUACGACAAGGUCUUCGACGACGGCAGGGACGAAAACGCAGUUUUCCCGACUUAA
Pseudomassariella vexata is the source of this 1185-nucleotide messenger RNA. RefSeq lists its product as uncharacterized. The record is from RefSeq and is a predicted model, not a curated record. NCBI's taxonomy places the organism in Eukaryota, Fungi, Ascomycota, Sordariomycetes, Amphisphaeriales, Pseudomassariaceae. The coding region runs from base 1 to 1185 and encodes 394 amino acids. The transcript has 5 exons.